Messenger RNA from Oryza sativa Japonica Group (Japanese rice), 1203 nucleotides. RefSeq names its product probable calcium-binding protein CML12. Gene Ontology annotation, cellular component: trans-Golgi network membrane. The record is from RefSeq and is a predicted model, not a curated record. NCBI's taxonomy places the organism in Eukaryota, Viridiplantae, Streptophyta, Magnoliopsida, Poales, Poaceae. Gene Ontology annotation, molecular function: calcium ion binding.
CACUGCUCGGAAAUAUAUAUAUAUAUACCGUGUGCGAUGCGAGGGCGAAGCCACUGCGACCGCGACGUCGUCGUACGCAAACGCAACGGCUGCAUAUCCAUCGAACGUCUCACUCCCACGCAAACGCAAAGCGGUCAACAUGCAGAGCCAGAGGGAGAGGCCCCGCGAAGACCGCGUCCACGAAGAAACCCGAGGCGCAGACCACGCCCAUCCAUCCGUUCCGCACGCGGCGGCGGCGGCGUCGGCGACGGCGACGGAGACGGCGACGCGAACCAUGUCCCUCCACGCCGGCGGCGUCGUCGUCGUCGACGGGAAGGAGAAGGGGAAGAAGGAGGAGGGGGAGGGGAAGCGGAAGGGGAAGGCCCCAGCUACGGCGGAGGCGGUCCGCGGGCGCGCGCGGCUGCGCGGGGAGCAGCUGCGCCAGCUGCACGAGAUCUUCCUCCGGUUCGACCUCGACGGCGACGGGAGCCUCACCAAGCUGGAGCUCGCCGCGCUCCUCCGCUCUCUCGGCCUCCGCCCGGCCGCGGGGGACGAGAUCCACGCCCUCAUCGCCGCCAUCGACGCCGACGGCAACGGCACCGUCGAGUUCGACGAGCUCGCCUCCUCCCUCGCCGACCUCAUCCUCGGCCCGUGCCGCCCCUCCGUCGCCGUCGACCAGGCGGAGCUCGCCGAGGCCUUCAGGGCCUUCGACCGCGACGGCAACGGCUUCAUCUCCGCCGCCGAGCUCGCGCGCUCCAUGGCGCGGAUGGGCCACCCCAUCUGCUACGCCGAACUCACCGACAUGAUGCGCGAGGCCGACACCGACGGCGACGGCCUCAUCAGCUUCGAGGAGUUCACCGCCAUCAUGGCCAAGUCCGCCCUCGAUUUCCUCGGCCUCGCCGCCUUGUGAGCGACAUGGACAUGGAUCGAUGCUUCAUCUCCUUCUUCCUCUGGUUAGCUUUGGACUUCUUCUCCGUUCCUGCAUUUGUUCGUUUUCUUCUCUCUUUUUUUUAAUCCCUGGCAAAUAUACGCUUAUUUGAUUGAAUUGAUUGUAUCAUUAUGUGUUGCUGUAAAUAUUGUGCAAUGUUAUCUAGUGAAAAAUCUCAAUUGUUAUCCAGGAACAACAUAGAUGAUCGGGAAAUGCCUGACCAAAUUAUGAAAUAAAAAACCGGUAAUGCUUGAUCCAUAUUAUUAUGGAGUUACCGUGCUUAUCAGUAUUUGAAA